Messenger RNA from Medicago truncatula (barrel medic), 3924 nucleotides. RefSeq names its product receptor-like protein EIX2. The record is from RefSeq and is a predicted model, not a curated record. The transcript has 4 exons. Gene Ontology annotation, molecular function: protein binding. The coding region runs from base 1 to 3924 and encodes 1307 amino acids. NCBI's taxonomy places the organism in Eukaryota, Viridiplantae, Streptophyta, Magnoliopsida, Fabales, Fabaceae.
AUGUCUCAAGUUUGGUUGUUAAUAUUACUAAUUUAUGGAUUGUUGUUUCUGAAUUAUGUUAAUAGCAAUACUCUAGCUAUUGAAUGCUUAGCUUCUGAUCAUGAGGCUCUUGUUGACUUCAAAAGUGGUCUUGAGGAUUCUCACAACCGUCUCUCUUCGUGGAAAAACACCAAUUGUUGUCAAUGGCGUGGAAUUUAUUGCGAUAACAUCACAGGUGCGGUCAUUUCAAUUGAUCUCCAUAAUCCACAUCCACCAUCAUUUGAUUAUCCUCCUAGCAGGUAUGGAAUGUGGAACCUGAGUGGUGAGCUAAGACCAUCUUUGUUGAAGCUCAAAUCACUAAGACAUUUAGACUUGAGCUUCAACACAUUUGGUGAAAUUCCAAUUCCUAAUUUUUUAGGAUCAUUGGUGAAUUUGCAAUAUCUGAACCUGUCAACUGCUGGCUUUGCUGGUUUAAUUCCACCCCAUUUGGGAAACCUUUCUCGCUUGCAAUCUCUUGAUCUCACCGAUUAUAGCUUGCAUGUUGAAAAUCUACAAUGGGUAGCUGGCCUCGUCUCCUUGAAAUAUCUUGUCAUGAAUGGAGUUGACCUUUCAUUAGUAGCAGAAACAAACUGGGUUAGUUCAUUAAGCCAAUUUCCUUUUUUAAUAGAAUUGCAUCUACAUUUCUGUCAGCUUUUUGGUCAUAUUCCAUCUCCCCCGUCUCACAAUUUUACUUCACUUGCUGUUCUAGAUCUUAGUAUUAAUAGCUUUGUUUCCAAGAUACCCGAUUGGCUUACUAAUAUUAGCACCCUACAACAAAUCGACAUAGGAAACAGUGGUCUGUAUGGACAAAUACCACUUGGUUUAAGAGACCUACCAAAGCUACAAUAUUUGAACUUAUGGGACAACCAAAAUCUCACAGCAAAUUGUUCUCAACUCUUCAUGAGAGGAUGGGAAAAGACACAGGUGCUAGCUUUGUCGUUUAAUAAAUUACAUGGGGCACUUCCUUCAUCCUUCGGAAACUUGAGUUCUCUCACUCAUCUUGAUCUUUCUUAUAAUUCUAUAGAGGGUGUUAUUCCUAGUUCCAUAGGUCAACUCUGUAACUUGAAUUAUCUUGAUUUAUCGGAUAACAAUAUGGCAGGAACUCUACCUGAAUUUCUUCAAGGAAUAGAUAGUUGUCCUUCCAAAAAACCUCUUCCUAGUCUUGAGUUUUUUGAAAUGACCAACAACCAACUACAUGGUAAAAUUCCAGAUUGGUUAGUUCAACUUGAAAACCUAGCCCGUCUAAGUCUUGCACAUAAUCAACUUGAAGGUCCUAUUCCUGUAUCCUUAGGGUCAUUGAAAAAUAUAAACAGUUUGGAACUUGAAGAUAAUAAAUUAAAUGGUACCCUCCCAGAUAGUUUAGGACAACUUUCUAAGCUAUCGCAGUUAGAUCUUUCUUUCAAUAAGUUGACAGGCAUGGUAACUGAAGACCAUUUUUCAAAGCUAAUUAAGUUGAAGAGGUUGAUAAUGUCUUCCAAUUUGUUUACAUUAAAUGUCAGUGACAAUUGGUUACCACCAUUCCAAGUAUCUUUUCUUCAUAUGAGUUCAUGUCCUUUAGGGACUUCAUUUCCACCUUUGCUGAAGUCACAAAGAGAGCUCCAGUAUUUAGACUUAUCAAAUGCAAGCAUUUUUGGUUUUAUACCAAACUGGUUUUGGGAUAUUUCAUCCCAGUUGAUAAGAUUCAACAUGUCUCAUAAUGAGUUACAAGGUCGGCUUCCAAAUUCAAUGUCUAUGGCAUUGAGGGCUCCUGUUAUGAUUGAUCUAAGCUUUAAUCUUUUUGACGGACCGCUUCCUGUUAUAACAUCUGGAUUCCAGAUGCUAGAUCUCUCGCACAAUCACUUUUCUGGUGCAAUCCCGUGGAAUAUUAGUCAACACAUGAGUUCUGGGCAAUUUUUAUCUCUGUCUCAUAAUCAACUUCACGGAGAAAUACCAUUGUCUUUAGGAGAAAUGUCAUAUGUUACUGUCAUUGAUCUUUCGGGAAACAAUCUAACUGGAAGGAUCUCUCCCAACCUUGCAAAUUGCUCUUUCCUAGAUGUACUAGACCUUGGGAACAAUAAUCUAUUUGGGACAAUUCCAGUUUCUUUGGGAAAGUUAAAACGUCUCAGAUCAUUGCACCUUAAUGAUAAUCACUUUUCAGGGGAUUUGCCGUCAUCUUUAAGAAAUUUCUCGAGGUUGGAAACCAUGGAUCUUGGUUACAAUAUACUGUCCGGUAUUAUUCCAACUUGGUUUGGGGAAGGUUUUCCAUUUCUUAGAAUUCUUGUUUUGAGGUCUAAUGCAUUUUUUGGUGAAUUACCACCUGAGCUUUCAAAGCUACGUUCAUUACAAGUGCUUGACCUUGCUAAAAAUGAAUUUACCGGCAGCAUUCCAGCUAGUUUGGGUGAUCUGAGAGCAAUAGCCCAAGUGGAGAAGAAAAAUAAAUAUUUACUGUAUGGAAAAUUUGAAGAACACUACUAUGAAGAAAGCUUGGAUGUGUCUACGAAAGACCAAAUGUUAACGUAUACCACGACUCUUUCCCUUGUUACUAGCAUAGACCUUUCUGAUAACAACUUCACUGGGAAUAUUCCCAAUGAAAUAACAAAACUAUCCGGUUUAGUUGUUCUCAACUUGUCAAGAAACCAUAUAACUGGCCAAAUUCACGAAACCAUGUCAAAUCUGCUUCAAUUAUCAUCUCUUGAUCUCUCAAACAACCAACUUUCUGGACCAAUUCCUUCAAGCUUGUCUUCCUUGUCAUUUUUGGGGUCCCUAGAUUUGUCCAAUAAUAACCUGUCUGGUGUCAUUCCUUAUACAGGCCAUAUGACAACUUUUGAAGCUAUCACUUUUUCUGGGAAUCCUAGUCUCUGUGGUCCACCACUUCCCGUAAGGUGUUCAAGUGAUGGCGAUUCUAGUCAUGACUCUGACAAGGGACAUAGUAAUAAUGAUUUGUUGGACAAAUGGUUUUACUUGAGUCUUGGUUUGGGGUUUGCAUCAGGCAUUCUAGUUCCUUUUAUCAUUUUAACAAUGAAGAGUUCUUGGGGUGAUGUCUACUUUGAUUUUGUCGAUCAAGUUAUUCAAAAGUUAUUGAAGUUCACUCACAAACAAGGAAUAAAUCAUGGCCAAAGGAGGAAGAUACGUCAGAGCCGAGCUCUAGCUAUUGAAUGCUUAGCUUCUGAUCAUGAAGCUCUUGUAGACUUCAAAAAUGGGCUUGAGGAUUCUCACAACCAUCUCUCUUCAUGGAGAAACACCAACUGUUGUCAAUGGCGUGGAAUUUACUGUGAUAACAUCACAGGCGCGGUCGUUUCAAUCGAUCUCCAUAACCCACAUCCGGUGCUCUUUGAUUCUUCUCCUAGAAAGUAUGAAAUGUGGAACCAAAGUGGUGAGCUAAGACCAUCUUUGAUGAAGCUCAAGUCGCUACGGCAUUUAGACUUGAGCUUCAACACAUUCAAUGGAAUACCAAUUCCCGAGUUCUUUGGAUCAUUGGUGAAUUUGCAAUAUCUGAACCUGUCAACUGCUGGUUUAAUUCCACCCCAUUUGGGAAACCUUUCUCACUUGCAAUAUCUUGAUCUCAAAACUGUUGGCUUGCAUGUUGAAAAUUUUCAAUGGGUUGUUGGCCUUGUCUCUUUGAAAUAUCUUGCCAUGAAUGGAGUUGACCUUUCAUCAGUAGCAGGAACAGACUUGAUACCUAAUUGGCUUGUUAAUAUUAGCACCUUAGAACAUAGUGGUUUCUAUGGAAACUUGACAUCUCUCACUUACCUUGAUCUUUCAAAUAAUACUAUUGAGGGUGUUAUUCCUAGUUCAAUUGGUGCAAUCUGCAACUUGAAAGAUAGUUAUAAAGCUUUUGAUGUUGAUACUAUUUGCACUCUUGUUGAUAAAUACUAUUCCAUGGAUUUCAAUGAUUUAAGAGAAGAUUCACUUGUGUUAUCAACUUGA